AAUGUUACGAAACCCAUCAAUAAAAUAAUUGUACAGCUGUUAAUGAAUGCGAAAGUUACCAGAAACAUUCUUUUGAAAAGAAGGUGGCAACAAGCUUACAAAACAAACACAUCUGCCACACUUAAAUAACUGUAUGCCAUUACUUAUGCUUUAAACAUUACCUAGGAGGAUUAUUGGAUUAGUUUGUUUGCGCCCUUGCCGCCACUGGAACACCAGGUACUGACUGAGUUAUGCCGACUCCUAAUUUGUGUUACUCUACAAAAACAUUUGGGAAAAAGAAAAAUGUCCAGGUGUUUUAUAAGAGAUAAUCAGUCCAAACCUGAUCAAAUAAAGUAGAAAAGUGUCCUCAGUAAAUGAGGUAUGCCUCUCUUUAACACGUUGCCCCCCUGGCUGCUGUUGGAUUAACAAAGAGAGAAGUACUUGGGAGCAAUACAAUGGUCCAUUCUCACCCAGUAUAAUCCUUGUUGGUAUUGCAAGCAGUUUCAUAUGACUUCGCAGAGAAAAGGCUACUACAAGCACCUCUCCGAAGAAGUGUUUCGGCUACAAAAAAACACAAAUGUCAACUUCCCCACCAACCUCUUGUGAUUGGAUGCUCCUGGUUGAACAGAAGAAUAUAAAUGUUCGAGUUACAACCAUGGAUGCUGAGCUGGAGUUUGCCAUCCUGCCUAGCACGACCGGCAAACAGCUCUUUGACCAGAUAGUGAAGACCAUUGGGCUGAGGGAAACAUGGUUCUUUGGCCUCCAGUAUCAGGACAGCAAAGGCUUCUCCACUUGGCUCAAGCUGAACAAGAGGGUGAUAGCUCAAGAUGUGAAGAGGGACAACCCUUUGUUGAUCAAGUUCAGAGCAAAGUUUUACCCUGAGGAUGUCACAGAGGAACUGAUCCAGGAAGCAACUCAGCGGCUUUUCUUUCUGCAGGUAAAAGAAUGCAUCCUAAAUGAUGACAUAUACUGUCCACCUGAGACUGCCGUGCUCUUGGCCUCGUAUGCGGUUCAGGUCAAACAAGGAGACUACAGGAAAGACUAUCACGUACCAGGAUACCUUGCAAGAGAGAAGCUGCUGCCACAGAGGGUUUUGGAGCAGCACAAGCUGAAUAAGAAUCAGUGGGAGGAGAGAAUCCAGGUGUGGCAUGAAGAGCACAAGGGAUUGCUGAGAGAAGACGCCAUGGUGGAGUACCUCAAGAUAGCCCAAGAUCUGGAGAUGUACGGGGUCAACUACUUUAACAUCAAGAACAAAAAAGGGUCAGAGCUGUGGUUGGGAGUAGAUGCCCUUGGGCUGAACAUCUAUGACAAAAAGGAUAAGAUGACCCCAAAGAUUGGCUUCCCCUGGAGUGAGAUCAGAAAUAUUUCCUUCAACGACAAGAAGUUUGUCAUCAAGCCAAUGGACAAGAAAUCUCCGGACUUUGUGUUCUACGUACCUCGUCUUCGCAUCAACAAACGUAUCCUGGCAUUAUGUAUGGGUAAUCAUGACCUGUACAUGCGUAGACGUAAACCCGACACAAUUGAGGUGCAGCAGAUGAAGGCCCAGGCCAGGGAGGAGAAGAACAAGAGGCAGAAGGAGAGGGCUCUGCUCGAGAGUGAGAAAAAAAAGCGAGAAAAUGCUGAGAAGGAAACAGAGAAGAUUGCUCGUGAGACCAUGGAACUGAUGGAGAGAUUGAGACAGAUUGAAGAGCAGACAAAGAGAGCUCAAGAUGAGCUUGAGGAGCAGACUCGUAGGGCUCUUGAAUUAGAGAAAGAGAGGACAAUUGCUCAGGAGGAGGCCGAGCGACUGGACAAGGACCGCAGGGCUGCAGUGGAAGCGAAAGCAGCCCUGUUAUAUCAGUCUGAAAACCAGAUCAAGAGCCAGGAAAGCCUGGCCACUGAGCUGGCAGAGCUUACCUCUAAGAUCUCCCAGCUGGAAGACGCCAAGAAGAAAAAGGACGAGGAGGCGAAUAGUUGGCAGAAAAGGGCGAUGGUGGUAGAAGCUGAUUUGGAGCGAACCAAAGAGGAGCUGAAGACUAAACUCAUGGGUGUCCAAAUCCAGGAUUCUGUCCAGCCUCCUAUGCACGAGCACGACGAGACGGAUGAGAGCAGCGCAGAGGCAAGCGCUGAGCUGACCUCUCCGGGCACGGUUCGAGAUCGCAGCGAAGAGGAACGAGUAACAGAGGCCCAGAAGAAUGAGAGGCUGCAGAAAAACCUCAAGUGCCUGAGCAUCGAGCUGGCUGGAGCUGUAGACGAGAGCAAAAAGACCCCCAAUGACCUGAUUCAUGCUGAGAAUGUGAAGGCGGGCCGUGACAAAUACAAGACCCUACGUCAGAUACGUCAGGGCAACACCAAACAACGCAUUGAUGAAUUUGAGUGCAUGUGAUAGGGGCUGCUGCCCCUCAGAUUGAGGACAAGAUAAGGAUAGAUUAAGAAAUUGGACACAUUGACAGAUUUUAGAAGUAGGUCCAAAAUAUUGCAUAGGUAGAAUAUUAACCUGACAUAACAGGUUAAACAUAACAGCAGAUUAUAUUCUCCACGAUUCCAAUGCUAUUUCCUCUAGAAAUAAAUCAGAAGUGACAACUGUUGAAAAUGCAUUCUUGAUGACAUGGUAAUAAAAAUCAAAUUCAUGGUCCAUUUCAGCGUUGCAAAACUAACAUUAUCUAUGCUAUCAUUUAUGAAAAGCUCUGCUGUUGUCCUUGUCAGUUUUACUACACACAUUGGUAAAUGCCAACUAAUGAAAUCUUUAAUCAAAUUGAUUAUUUUAAAAAACAAUGGCAUAUAAGCCACGUCCAUCUACAUGUUAAAUUAUGUAUUCUUUAUCACGUAAGUGAAAUGCACAGAAACAAUUUCAGUGUGUUGUUUGUGCAAAACGUAAUUACAUGAUGAAUCACUUUGCUGAGCUGAAUGAGGCGAUCUUUUCAAAACCUUAUGAGAGAAUGUGAUAUGCAUCCUGAAUCUGUACUUUUUGAUAGUAACUAAGCUAACAACCACAUGCUGUAGCUUAACUAAGACCAUUUCUACUAUAGAGCUAAACAGUGAGGUACCAUAAGUGGAAAUCCAAUUUACAUUCUGAAUAAAAGGUUUUGAUUUUGAGCAGCAAUGUCGUAACCAUCCAAUGAGGAUUAUUAUUGUAUUAUAAACCCAUUGUGCAUAAGCCUAGAAAAGUCCUCUAAUCUCAAUGCCUAUAGUGUCUUACUCCUGAUAUGUUCCUGUAGGUGACUUCUGACCCUUUUCUGACCUUUUAGUACCAACAUGUUUUCACAUCCCUCGCUAGGGAGUGAGAUGUAAUUAAUCUGACUACCAACGCUUAACUCCCCUUCUCAAAAAUAACCAAAUUGAAUUGGUCUAUCUAAUAAAUAUAAAAUAAAAAAUAUGAUUGAUUCCGUUAAAAUAAUCUUUCUCUAGCUGUAUUUUGUACUUUGAAGGCUUAUAUUUAUCCAUCUCAUGUUCCUGACAUCACAUGCAGACUAUUGGACCCUUCAACAUUCGU
Messenger RNA from Eleginops maclovinus (Patagonian blennie), 3451 nucleotides. RefSeq names its product moesin-like. Gene Ontology annotation, biological process: positive regulation of protein localization to early endosome; regulation of organelle assembly; positive regulation of early endosome to late endosome transport. Gene Ontology annotation, cellular component: cytoskeleton; adherens junction; microvillus. The record is from RefSeq and is a predicted model, not a curated record. NCBI's taxonomy places the organism in Eukaryota, Metazoa, Chordata, Actinopteri, Perciformes, Eleginopidae. Gene Ontology annotation, molecular function: cell adhesion molecule binding; actin binding. The transcript has 15 exons. The coding region runs from base 557 to 2344 and encodes 595 amino acids.